AUGGGCUCGAUAAAUAAUCCCAGUAACCCUCUGGGACCGGUCAUCCCUCUCUUGUUAGAUGGCAAGGAAAUCACUACCGAGGUGACGUACGAUGUAGUCUCGCCACUCACCGGCCAACCCGUCUACAAAUGCUCCUCUGCCUCCGUCGAAGAUGCCAAAAGAGCAGUCGAAUCCGCACAAGCCGCUUUCGAGUCAUGGUCACAAACAAAGCCCAACGAUCGAAGAGACAUUAUCCUCCGGGUUGCAGACCUCUUACUACGGGAUAAGGAGAUAUUGCGCACAGUUGUCCACAAUGAGACCGGAGAAGUCGAUUCCAUGUUCGACUUUGAGCACAAUCUAGCGGUGCAAGCAUGUAAGGCCGUUGCAGGAUUGAUUUCUACUAUCCGUGGAACUGUCCCGACAGUCGGCGAUGAAGGCAGGUCCGCCAUGGUCCUUCGCGAACCCUUCGGUGUUGUCCUCUCGAUCGCUCCAUGGAAUGCGCCUUAUAUCCUCGGUGUUAGGUCAUGUCUUGGUCCUCUGGCGAUGGGCAACACGGUUAUAUUCAAGGGUUCUGAAUUCAGCCCCGGUGUUUACUACAAGAUUGCUUCCAUUUUCCACGAAGCCGGGCUUCCGAAGGGAUGUCUCAAUACCAUCAUUCAUUGCCCGCAAGACGCCGCCGAAGUCACAUCAGCACUCAUCGCGUCGCCUAGUGUCCGCAAGAUCAACUUUACUGGUAGCGCACUCGUCGGUGGAAUUAUCGCUAGUCAAGCAGCGAAACUCCUCAAGCCAACUCUCAUGGAACUUGGCGGCAAGGCCCCUACCAUCGUAUGCGAGGACGCCAAUCUCCAAGACGCUGCUCUAGGUGCAACUCUUGGAUCUUUCCUGAAUUCCGGUCAGGUCUGCAUGUGCACAGAACGUGUGAUUGUCCACUCAGCUGUUGCAGAUCAAUUCAAAGAAAUCUUCAAGCAAACAAUCGAUCAAAUCUUUGGUACCCCUGAUGGAUUGACAUUGGUAAACGGACUGCCCGUUACCAAGAACAAGAAACUCCUCGCCGAUGCCAUUUCAAAGGGCGCAAAGGUCGUACACGGUGAUCCCAACCAUAACGCCAAACUCAACACCGCCAUGCGCCCUGUAGUGCUAGAAGGCGUAAAGGAAGGAAUGGACAUUUACCACACCGAGUCAUUCGGACCUACAGUAUCUCUCUUUACAGUUGAAAAUGACGAAGAAGCCAUCAAACUUGCCAAUGACACCGAGUACGGUUUGGCUGCUUCUGUAUACACAGAAGAUCUCAGACGCGCAUUCCGAAUUGCGAAGCAGAUCCAGUCGGGAGCUGUGCAUAUUAAUGCCAUGAGUAUACAUGAUGAGAGCGGUUUGCCGCAUGGUGGGUUUAAGAGUAGUGGAUAUGGUCGGUUUAAUGGCGUUGAAGGCCUGGAGGAGUGGGUUCAGACCAAAACUAUUACGUGGAAGGACUGA
Talaromyces marneffei is the source of this 1452-nucleotide messenger RNA. RefSeq lists its product as uncharacterized. The record is from RefSeq and is a predicted model, not a curated record. Gene Ontology annotation, molecular function: succinate-semialdehyde dehydrogenase (NAD+) activity. Lineage: Eukaryota; Fungi; Ascomycota; Eurotiomycetes; Eurotiales; Trichocomaceae. The transcript has a single exon. Bases 1 to 1452 code for a protein of 483 amino acids.